GUUAGUUGCUUUAGCAACUCAAAAAUACGUUUCUGACAUCAUUCUUGAUGCAAUGCAACAGGUAACAUGUUUCGGAACUAGCAUUUUUUGGAGUCUUAAAGAUGACGCUAGAAUGAAGGGUCUUGGACAAACAAAGAAAGGCACGAAAGAGACGCGAUAUUGCUUGACUAACGAUAUUUUGGAGCCUGUUCUGAAGGAAUAUGGAAUUGACUUUGUUCUACCUCCAUAUAUGCAUUAGGC
Molecule: messenger RNA, 240 nt
Organism: Strongylus vulgaris
Lineage: Eukaryota; Metazoa; Nematoda; Chromadorea; Rhabditida; Strongylidae
Source: the annotation of a GenBank genome assembly